Mesocestoides corti is the source of this 1248-nucleotide messenger RNA. The record is from the annotation of a GenBank genome assembly. NCBI's taxonomy places the organism in Eukaryota, Metazoa, Platyhelminthes, Cestoda, Cyclophyllidea, Mesocestoididae.
AUGCCGAGUGAUAAGACGAUCGGCGGAGGUGAUGAUUCAUUCAACACCUUUUUUAGCGAGACUGGCGCGGGCAAGCAUGUUCCUCGUGCCAUUUUUGUCGACCUCGAGCCAACUGUUGUGGACGAGGUGCGAACUGGCACCUACCGCCAAUUGUUCCACCCUGAGCAGUUAAUCACGGGGAAGGAAGAUGCUGCUAAUAACUACGCACGUGGCCACUACACUGUGGGGAAGGAGUUGAUUGACCAGGUUUUGGAUCGCAUUCGCAAACUUAGCGACCAAUGCACUGGUCUGCAAGGCUUUUUGCUGUUCCACUCGUUCGGUGGCGGCACUGGAUCUGGCUUCACGUCUCUCUUGAUGGAGAGACUGAGUGUUGACUAUGGAAAGAAGGCUAAGCUAGAGUUUUCGAUCUACCCCGCUCCGCAAAUCUCCACGGCGGUCGUGGAGCCGUACAACUCGAUUCUGACCACCCACACUACACUGGAGCACUCUGAUUGCUCCUUUAUGGUUGAUAACGAAGCCAUUUACGACAUCUGCAGGCGCAACUUGGACAUUGAGAGGCCGUCCUACACCAACCUCAACCGCCUCAUUAGUCAAGUUGUGAGCUCAAUCACGGCGUCACUUCGCUUUGAUGGCGCGUUGAACGUGGACCUGACGGAGUUUCAGACGAACUUGGUGCCUUAUCCGCGUAUUCACUUCCCGUUGGCUACGUACGCGCCCGUGAUCUCGGCGGAGAAGGCGUACCACGAGCAGAUGACGGUAGCUGAAAUCACCAAUUCGUGCUUCGAGCCGAACAACCAGAUGGUGAAGUGCGACCCUCGUCAUGGCAAGUACAUGGCGUGCUGUCUUCUCUAUCGGGGCGAUGUGGUGCCGAAGGACGUGAACGCUGCGAUCGCAACCAUCAAGACGCGACGUUCCAUUCAGUUCGUGGACUGGUGUCCGACCGGCUUCAAGGUUGGCAUAAACUACCAGCCACCGACUGUGGUGCCAGGCGGCGAUCUGGCAAAGGUGCAGCGCGCUGUCUGCAUGCUAAGCAACACCACCUCUAUUGCUGAGGCGUGGGCUCGUCUUGACCACAAGUUUGACCUGAUGUACGCCAAACGAGCAUUCGUGCAUUGGUACGUCGGCGAGGGCAUGGAAGAAGGCGAGUUCUCGGAGGCUCGUGAGGACAUGGCAGCCCUUGAGAAGGACUACGAAGAGGUUGGUGUGGACAGCACGGACGAGCUGCCAGAGGACGGUGAAGAGUACUGA